Messenger RNA from Pocillopora meandrina, 16310 nucleotides. NCBI's taxonomy places the organism in Eukaryota, Metazoa, Cnidaria, Anthozoa, Scleractinia, Pocilloporidae. The record is from the annotation of a GenBank genome assembly.
GCUAUCGUUAAUAAUGGUCAUGUCUUCAUUACUUCUUUAAAGGUUUUCAGUGUGGGGAACGUUCGUUUCGAUUUCAGGAAAGGAUAAAAGGGAAAAACAAAUAACACAGAGCAGAGACCACAACUUUAGACAUCGUUCCCCGUGUGGUCGCGUUCGGUAGGUAUUGUUAUCCUACUGAAUAUAGCAAGUUCUGUGUGAACAACGCUUUUGAAGUGUGUCCAUUUUUGUGCUUUAUGUUUACCAAGCUUCUUGUGUUUGUAGGUUAAUUUUCUUAAUGCAUUCUUUAGAACUAGUCUUGUGAUGGUCUUGCGACCAGUUAAAUUACUAACAUAAGGUUUGGCGCCCGAGUAAUCCAUGGCAUCUCGUAGACGCUAGCCUGCUGACUAUUAGCUGAGUAGACAUAAACAGCUUUUGGUUCGCUGGGUUUAUUUGAACUCCUCGCUCCUAAAUUUAUCCUCUAUUAUUUUCUCGCUAACGAAUAUUCGGGAAGAAACUUGUAAACGUGUUAGGUCGAUAACGAGAGGAUUACGAGGCUUUUGUGAGAACGGAAGCUACAGAUUUUCUUCAGUCUCGUAAGAAGAUAGCGAGUCGAGAUGUAUAAUUUCCUUCGCAACUCGGUAUUACAUCGAAUCUCGUUUUGAACCUUGAUGUCGAGAUCUAAAUUACUAAUGGUUUUAAAAGUAAUUCAAAUUUUGAGUCUCCUCUUUAAAAAGCUCUCGUCACUAAACUAAAAGUUUUGGUAAUGAGAGCUUCAUAUUAAAAAAUACAAUGACCACAAUCAAUUGGGCCAAAUGUGCGAAAUUACAUCUCACUUUAUGAAUUUUGAACCAAAGAACGAAUUCAUUCUCUGUGCUUUGUUUUGAAACAUCUUUAACUGUAAUUUCAUUCGAAUAAAGUUGGCUUUUUAACGGAAAAUAAUCUCGUUUUGUAUUUUUUAAAAAUGAGCCGGAGCCACUCUCGAAUUUGUCCACACCGAUCAAAAGCGCCUAUCUUUGUUGUGUUUGAGACUAAUGUCAUACGUACGAAAAUCUUCCCAUGGGUAAAAGGCGACAUAAAUUAGCUUCGAGUGUUAUUUACCCACAUUUCUGUCGUUAUCUACCUCUGUUUGCCGUAUAAUUUACUCAGAUAACACUUUGCAUGUUUCUUACGUUCAAUCUGGCGUCGUUUAUAAAGAACGUGUGUAUCAAGUUAUGACUUCUGUGGGGAAUCAACAUGUUUUCUUGUGGUUUAAUUAGCAAGGUUGUUUUAUCGAUAAAUAAUAAAACGUUGAAGAAAUCAAAAGUUAUGUUGUGAUUUCGGUUUGUGUGUUACACGACACCGGUAAACUUCUGAGACCAAUCGAAGCAAGGUGCAUAUUGACGCGAGACAUCAAUUCUGCGAGAUAAGGACAAAGCGGUAUUUUUCUUGUAGAUCAACUAACUUCAUAGGUUGCCAUUGUGCAUCAGAUAGUAUAAGCUAAUUUUGAUUAAAGUUUUAAAAUCGUGACUUUCAUAUCGUGUUUUAUUUCAACAUCUUUUCCAAUGGGAACUCGAUGCUGCAAUUUUUUUGUUUGACGAUUGACAAAAGCUCAGUUUUUCUCAGCUUGCUUUGAAGCUUACGGUUCAAUGUAGUUGUUCUUUUGUAAAGACAAAAAGACGCAAAACAAUCAUGGUCUGUGUUUUUGGGCAUUAGAGCCAGAAUUAUGCGUUUGAAUACUGUUUACGCUUUUUCUUUUCUUUUAUAAAUCUUCCAAUCCUGUUGCUCAGCCGAUUGUACAAGAUCGGCUUUCUCAGCUGGAAAACUUUCAAAUAUCCGCAAAAGCUCACGCACGUUUGAAAAAAGACAAAGAAAAACUCUACGCGCUGUCUCGAUAAACCAUACUUCUCAAAGCCUCUUUUAUUUUCUUUGUUGUUUGAAACACGUUAGGGACUAAAUAAAUAACAGUAUCUGUGAAUGUAAUUGCCUUAGUAGGAAUCCCUGUUAAUAACAAUCACUCAACAUCUGACUGAGAGGUUCAUUUAGCAUUCUUGAGCAAGGAAAAAAAAGUCACGCUCAAUUCACUUCAAACCUGCAUGAUAAGCACAUGUUUUGUAUGUGACUGCACCAUUGGUGCUGAAAACUUUAGCUUAUGAUAGCUAGUGACUUUUUAAACAACAGGAUUUGUAAAUGUAACAAAAUUGAAAUAGUGAAGUGAAGUUAACUUGUGGAUGUUGUUGAUAGAAGACAGUGGGUGUUCAGGUAUCAAGUUUUACAGUCCAUUUAUGUCUGUAAUGUCCUAAGGUGCAUGUUGCUUGCUCCCUUGCCAGUUCUAACACUUGGUUUUAUAAUGCUGUAAGGGUAUGGCAAUGAAAAAUUCUCGGACCCAUUUUUUCAAAUGCUUGGGUCUUUGUUUCUGUAUUGGUCUUCUGUUAUCAAGGUUUCUUGAUGGCUUUCCUCCCCCAUUCUAACUUCGAACAUUUGUCAAAAUUGCACAUUUUAGUGCAAGGGAAGGUAUUAAUGUAUUUUCCUAUUUACUAUCAAGUCACUUGAGAUGUCAAAGAUGUUUUAGUUGUUCUUACUUUAUUGGGCUUGUGCAUAUACAUUAGUGCUCUCGCAGGAACCAUUUGGGUCACCAUUGAGUGUAGAGAAAAGUUUUAGGGACUAAAUUAUUCUGUGAAAGUUGAUAAAUCUCUGACCUGUAUUUGGCGGUCAAGUACAUUUGGCAAGCUGUAACAUUUUAAUUUUUUUAAUUUUUAUGAUAUGCUAGUAUUCUUCAAAAAAAUUGAAAUUCUUCUGUUUGGUAAUCUGAUAAAUGUAGAAAUCUUCAGAGAAACUGGAAAGUUUAUUUUUUAUUGUCGACUCAAACUAUCAUCAGUGAUCUUCAGCCCUUUUAUUGUUAUACUUUAUAUAAAUAAUGUCACCAUUCAUGAUCCAAUAUAUCUUAAUAAGUAUUAUGAAUAUCCCAACAUCCAAUUAAAACAAACAGGGAACUGCUAUUCAGAACCCCAAUAUGUUCUUUGUAUGAGAGUUUCAAAAUCUGGUAAGGUAGAAGAUAGAAGCAUGAUACGCUAUUAAAUGUAAAAAGCACAUUUGGUGUAAAUGUAUGGAUGAUUAUUCUUCUCAACUAUGUAACUUCCAGAAGUAAUUAACAUGAAAUUUCUCCCUGAAAUAUCCAUAAAGUAUCCAGCAAACAGGUAAUGAGAAUAUUCAAACUUAUCAACUAAUUUACAAGAAAAUUUGAAGCAGCAAGAGGGAAUAAUUAAUAAUCAGAUCCUGGGAGUUAAAGGGUUCACUUUGAUAUUUCUUAAAUUGUAAAGGUGACCAAACAGAUGAAUCAAAAUGCUUGAAAUCUCAUGUGCAUGUACUAGGUAUAUUAUUCGAAGGAACACACGUAUCCUGUUUAAUGUUUUUAUCAGAGACUGCAUGUGAGUAAUAUGACCUUUUGUGUAUUUUCUUUUAUGUCUCAGAUUUUUGGUGGAGGCCAUGAGUGUAAUCAGCAUUGAUUGACAGUCUUUUUAAUUUCAAGCUUGGAGAUGAGAUAUCAAGGAAUGGGACAGUCAUCUGUCACUGUGUUCAUAUUAUGUUGCAUGUGGAUCCAGACUGCUAAGGGUCAAGGUAGCCUCAUUGUUGUAUUUUAUGAAUAUUGUUUUAUAGCAAUCAGGGGGAAACUGUCUGUGCACAAAAAGAAAUCAAAUAUUGGAGUUCAGAGGGGUUUUUGAUGGAAAUGGAAUUUAUUUGAUUUGUGGUUUCUUCUCUCAAGGACCAAGAUUUACCAUUUAAUAUGCAUUUAUCUUUAACACUGGGAAUUGCAAAUCACACUAGUUAAAAGUCAUUUUGAUCUUAUCUUCAUCCAGUCAUUCUAAUAGAAUAAAUAUUAAUAAAAGGAUGGAAAAUGCAAGUCAUUUGGAAAUUAUUGUGAACCUCCAAGAGCCUAUACCACUUGUUGGGCUUAAAAUCAAAGAACAGUUGCUCUCCAUAGUCAGUAUUCUGGGUAGCAGACAUUUUUUUCUGAUAGAUAGGCCUCUCCUAUGUUAAUUUUCUUUCUAAAAUUUUCUUUUACCUGUUAAAUAAAUUUUGUCUCUUCAUGGUCGUAGCCCUAGCUUUUGAUAGUGUUGCAUCUUUGUAUGGAUAAACAGCAAUUUUUCUGAUAUAAUGCUUGGUUAGCCCUUUCCAUCCUGACGUCAGUAUGCAUAUUUUCCAUACUGUUCUAUGCACAUUUGAUAACAUGCUGACAAGGAGAAUUUGUUUAAUAAUCUGGAGCUUAUUUGGUUAGUGAUCAUUUCCUUUAUUCUCAUGACCACAAUGUUUGAUUCAGGGGUGAUAAUGUAAAUAGAAAUUAGCUGUUAACCACUCUUAGUGGUCUAAUGGUUGAUGCUCACAAAGUAUUUAACUAGCCAACACUUCUUUAUUAUUCAUCUUUGUGUCCUUACACUUCAGGACGCAAACCUGUUAUCACGGAACAUCCUUCUGAUGCUGUUGUUCUUAAGGGGUCACCAACUGAACUGAAAUGUAGUGCCUCUGGAUCUCCCACACCAUCAAUUUCCUGGUUUAAGGAUGGAAUUCCUAUAUCAAGUGAUAAGAGUGGGAGAAGAACGAUUCUACCUGAAGGAAGCCUCUACUUUGUGCGAACUGUGUCAAAUAAGCGGAGAAGAUCUGAUAGUGGUACUUAUCAAUGUGUGGCUAUCAAUCGCUAUGGUACAGCACGCAGCCAAAAAGCAACUUUGUUGAUUGGAAGUAAGUGAUUAUGUCAUAUGAUGCAGCUGCUUAUAUCACCAACAACUUUUCUUUUCAAAAAUAGUGUAACACUGACAUUAACACAAUUUGAUCACCUAUAUGUGGCAAUUUUGUAUAAUGUUAUUACUAAUAAUAAUCAAUUAUGCACAAUCUCAUCUUCUAGCGCUGAAGAAAGUGUUCCGAUCAAAACCUUACAACCAAACGGCAUAUCCUGGAGAGUCAGUUGUUAUGAAAUGUUCUCCUCCAAGGGGUUACCCUGUUCCUACUGUUUCUUGGUUACAUAAUGGCCUCCCUGUUACAAACACAAGUAGGACAUUCAUUUCACCUAAAGGAAACUUGACAAUUUCUUCAGUUACUGAGGCUGAUCAAGGAACCUACGUGUGUAAAUCAAGCAGCCCUCUUGGGAAACAAAACAGCAACAAAGCAUGGCUUACUAUUGGUAUGUAAAAAUGUUGAUUAAGAUUGUUAUCAAUUUGUAUUAAAUUGCUUCCUGUGGGAUGAGAUAGUUAAGUUUUUUUGCAAUUGUUAUAAGCAGACCUCAGAAAUAACAGUUAUCUUAUAGCUAUUUAAAGCUUGAAUGUAAAUGUAAGUGCUUUUUGUUGAAGGUUUUUUCUUCUCUUUAGAGAAACCAGGCAAACCCCUCACUGUCAAACCAACUUCGCAAAAUGUGCUCACUGGAAUGAAUGCAACUUUCCAAUGCUAUUACAGAGAUGGUCCUCAGGAUGAAGUUAUGUGGGAAAAAGAAGAUGGAUCUCUGCUUAGUUCAAGGCAUGUUGUGGAAAAAGGAUUCUUGACAAUAGAAAAUGUGACAGUGCAAGACAAAGGAACUUAUGUCUGCAGAGUAAAAACAGGUGCACAGGACCUUACACUUCAAGUCACUCUCAAGGUUAAAAGUAAGUAUUUGCCAAGAGAUGAGCUGCGAUUUGUUUUUGUUUUGUUUUGUUCUUAUUCAAGAUGUUAAACGAUGCAGAUACAGUUACUGUUAGUAAUAACUUAUUAUCAAAAUUUAUGGAAUGAAUUGGUCACUUUGGGGAGAUUCAAAACAUGAAAGGAUUCUGAAAGUAGUCACAGAGUUCUCUUAACACUUGGCACUUGGAUAUGUAGUAUAUGUACAUAUAUACAUAUAUGUUAUUUGCUGGCUGGGAGGUCCGUAUGGUGAAAAACUGUGACCGAGGUCUUGAAAAUACUGCCCGAGGCCGUAGGCCGAGGGCAGCAUUUUCAAGACCGAGGUCACAGUUUUUCACCAUACGGACCGACCCUUAGCCGGUAAAUAACAUAUUUAUUGUUUUUAAACUUGACGAAAUUCUUUCCGAAAGAACCCGAAUGAUUUAUGGCCGUAAAUACGGCAAGAUCUUCCAUAAACUGAAUAAUUUUUGAGUGAGUAAAUGGUAGUUAAAAUAGAAGUGAUGCAAAUUUAAGAGAGAUGCCUCAGCGAAACAUUUUCAUUUCCGUAACGAUGAAGGUGAUUUAAAAGGCUUCCAAACAAAGUUGGAAACAUUAUUUUUAAAACUAUCUGUCACAAUCUGACACCUGUCAAUUAGAGAGCGCGUAAGAAAAAAAAAAAAAAGCAAGAAGAUUUGAAAAACAACGGAACUAGUUUGGCAAGGACUGUCACGACAAUGUUUUCUUCAAAAACAAUCAAUGAUAUAACUGAAAGUAUUAUUCACUCUCAUCGACGAUUCAUUCAUGUACGAAGAUUUACCUCUGUUCAUUAAGUAAACGGCGAGGAAAGUAAUUGUGAGUAAAUUCAAAUUUUUUAUUUUGAAGUUGUGAGAGUUUGCUCGUUUGUUUGCUGCAACGGCGUGUGUAAAUCUGGUCUUUCCUCCACAAAAACUGAAUUCGAACGGCACACUCCAACGAGACACUAGGGGAUUUAAUGCGGCCUUUUCUCAAUAAAUUCCUUCAGUUUCUGUUGUGCAAUUUAUGGUCCAAAUGUCCAAAUUGAACGGACUUUGAAAGACUCACCGAGAGCAUAUAUUUAUUGUCGAACUGAAAUUAAAACUUCGCUUGCUCUUUUACUACGAACAAAUUGUUUGAGAAAAUUCAGACAUUAAAUGAAUGAAAGUUCCAUUGUUCAGUUUACCUGUAACCAAAUACCUCACGUUUUAACUUUCUAAGUACUUUUUGUGAAUGAUUAAAAUCAAUUGCAGACGGUUUUUAGGCCGCUUGUCAACCGACGUAAUGACACCAUUGCCUAUACAAAUUCAUUCUGAAACCAAUAUUUUUUGUCAACUAAAUUGAUUUGAGAGAGAGAAAGAGAGGAUUCUUAAGUCGGCUUGAGGUAGUGACCGAUGUGUUUGCUUAAAAAUACUGCCCAGCGGGCAAAACGAGGUAUAUUUAUGAAAAAUGGCAACGAAAGUUGAGAUGUACACGGCAACUCACGAAAGCGUUACCGUGGCCCGUGGGCAGAGAUAGGAAAAUACUGACCGGGUAAAGAACCAAUCAGAUUGCAGGAUUCGUUACCGUGCCCUCUAAAAAAACAAUAAAUUUUGAUAUCCAUUGAUUUGGAUACAGAUUACCCAGGAAAGAAAGAAUUACUUGUUGUCUUCAUAACCCUGAGGUUUUCUUACUAACUUGUUUUCACAAAAAGUUUAACUUUUUGGAAGAGUGCUUCUCUAAAGGAGUAGAGAGGCUCACAUAGAAAAGUUUGAUUGUAAUUGGUUGUUAGUUUUAUACAGAGGUAAUAUUACUCUGUAUAUUUUCUCACAAGAAACUGGUGAUUAGGAAUCUUACUAAAUAUUUACAUUUCUUGUUAAAUUUCUUUCAGCUAAACCAAGAAUUGUUCAACCUCCAGGGGAUGUUAUUGUCAAGGAGGGAAGCCCAGCUAAGUUUGUUUGUAAUGCCACUGGAGAUCCUCAGCCAACUGUAAUCUGGGAAAAACAAGGGAAAGACUCAUCCUCUAUGUUCCCAGCAAUGAAAUAUUAUGGUGGUAGAUUCUCUGUUUCAAGCUAUGGUCUCUCCUUGGAUAUUUCUAGAGUAGAGAAGCAAGAUGAAGGGGUGUACACUUGUUGGGCAUUGAUUCCUGGUGCUACUAUAUCUGCUGAUGCAACACUUACAGUCAUUGGUACGAGCGUGAUCUGAUCUUUGUGUUUUUAUUUAUACUAAUUGACCUUUAUCCUCUCUGGGAAUUUGAAGCAUAAUUUAACAUUCAACCGAUGUGUGAAAUGUAGUUUGCACUUACAGGGCGUGAAAUUAACUUUUUUUUCUGAUAGCCACGUGGCUCCUAAAUUCUUCAAAGUGGUAACCAAUUCAAAAAAAAGUUGGUUGCCAUUUUCAAAGACAAACAAAAUCUUUCUUUAUGCUAUCAGCGUUCUAGAUAGACCCAAAAUUGAGUUAGGGAAAAGAUCUUUAUUGUGCUACAAAGUGGACACUAGGAUGUAUGAUAUACAACGUUCAGGCUCAUCUAAAUCCAAGAUGGCGUCUAGUUAUUGACCGAGAUGCAUGUGCUACGUUUUGGAAACAAACUUAACGAGGAAGUUUGCCACUGAUUUAUCUUUGCAAAUUUAUUUAAUUCACUAUAUCUCUUAGUAAGGUUAUGAUGAAACGUUGUAGUCGCCAAUUUGGCGACUAACUUUCAGGAUUUGGUCGCCAAAGUGAACAAUUUAGUCACAUUGGCGCCUGUAUUAGGCGCAAUUCACGCCCUGACUUAUUAUUUAUUUUUAAGACCAAGCUUUGGAAACUGAAGUUCAGUUCUUUUAAAUUAAUAUUUAUCAUUGAUGAUAAGGUAUUAGGCAUACAAUAAUUUUUAGAUCUGAUAGAAUUUGUAGAGGAUCAUUACUAUUAUCUCUAAAGGUUCCUGUGCCAUAUAAAAGCACCUUUUAAUUUGGUUAAGGUAAUCAUGGCAAGUGAGUCAUCAAGAGAAUCUGUGUGGUUAUCCUUGACCUGAUUCAAAUUAGUGCACGGUUUAAAGAAAAACUGUGCAUGUCCUGAUUUCUGGAGUUUUGCCUUUAGGACCCACAGAUAUUGUGCCAUCAGUCGUGACAGGUCCACUUAAUCAAUUGGUGGAUGAAGGAACAAAUGUAGAUUUCUUCUGCGAAGUGAAAGGCAGCCCUGAGCCAUCUGUCAGCUGGUUUCUGAAUGAUGAUGACUUUUCACUGCAGAGUACAGCUAGGAUUUCAAUAACACAGACUGGUUUGACCUCACGCCUGACCAUUUCUAAAGCAACUGUGAAUGAUAAAGGAAUGUACAAAUGUGUUGCCACUAGCAAAAUUGGAACUGCCUCAGAGGAAGCAGAGCUAAAAGUGAACAGUAAGUUUUUUGUUGUAGAAAGAUCUCAACCUUGAAUUCAGUGAGUAAACUGAAUUUUCCUCUAUAAUCCUAAUUGUUGCAUUUCUCUCUCUCUCUCUGUCUAUUCAGAAGUGAUCAUUACUACCACAUCCCCUCCUACAACGAUGCCAACACCAAAACCCACACUUCCUCCUUUGGAUGUAGUUGUGACUUCUGUGACACACAACUCUGUGGAUUUAGCAUGGAGUUCUGUGACUUCUUCAGAUGUCUCAGACAUCAUGUACGUAGUGGAGUUCCGCAAAAGGAAUGGCAAGCAGCCAUGGAAUACAGCUGUAAGCUCCCUGAAGGAAGACAAGCUUACUGUUAAAAACCUGGAAUCUGAAACAUGGUACUUGUUCAAUGUACGAGCAGUGGGCCCAGAUGACAGUACUCUCACAAAACCUUUAAAACCACUGUCUCAUAGGACCAAGAAAGCACCAGUGGUAGCCAUAAGUAAGUUAGAUAUUACAUGUGUAGCAAAUUUAUUGGUUAUUUUCCAUGAUGAUACUGGUUUGUGUACCAUGAAGCAACUUGAAUUUUUGCCCCUGCUCCAUAAGUGGGAAGAUAGUCCAUUAUCAGUACUUCCCCCCCCCCCCAGGCAUUUUUCCAGGUUUCCUUGGCAUUCAUAGGUACUCUUGGUUCCAGGAAGGCACAGAGAGUGUAAAGUAUCUUGUGCAAGAGUCAAUUAUGAUCAUGAUCAGGCCUUGAUGAUCAGAACUUUUAGUGGAAAGGUGUACCAACCUAGUAGGUUGUUAGAAUUUCUUCUCUGUUUAGUGGAAGCAUUGAAGUAAAGAGAGAGUUUUGUUCCAAAAUGAUCCAGGAAGGCUUGGAGAAUGCUAAUAUGGAUUCUGUGGGACAAUAUGACAUGAAUUAAUGGUUUGAUUACUUUUGAUUCCAGAACCAUCUCUUACUGUGGACCAGUGGAAAAAUGUAAGAAUCGAUAUUGAUGCAAAACCUGCUGGACAUAACAAGAUUAACAUAUCAUGGACUGUAAGUAAAUGAAAAGCUUAUAUCACGAGAGCUUAGCUGUUACGUUGAAAAAUAGCACUGGAUUCAAAGUAGAAAUAGCCUUUUCUUUUCUUGUUCAAAAGGAGUUGUUCAGAACUGAAGUUCUUCUCUUUUUUCCACCAAGGUAGUGAAAGUGAUUCAAAAGAAAUAUGAAACUAUCAGUAACACUUUCUCGUAAGGUUUGGAACCAAAUCAACUAGUUAAACCAACUAUUUUCUUAAUUGUUUAUUGAAGUAGCCUUUUCCAGUGGUGGAGGAGUGAAAAAACGAGGGAGGCUGGGGUGACCCGACCCAAACUCUCUCGUUUCCAAAAAAUCUCGGAUGUCUGCAGAAAGAGAAUUACGUAUUUGACCAGUUCUUCACUUGCUUCGGUACUACAGUACAAUUAAAUUUAAUUUACAGUGUAGUGCCACGACUAGAAACUUCUGUAAAAUUAAAUUUUUUUUGUGUGUGUGUGUGUGUGUGCAUGCAGAUUUCAGAGCCAAUGGUUGGAACAAGGGCAGUUAUUUAUUGGAGGAAGAAAGACUCUGAUGUGUUUUACAUUACUCCUAAUACUUCAUUUGGAUCGUCAUACUCACUGAAUGGCCUUCAGGCUAAUACUAGUUAUGAAAUUCAAGUGCAGAUCAUGAAUAAACAACACAAAGGGCCAAAGAGUGACUCUGCUUUCGCUAAAACACUUGCGAAGCCGAAAGGUGAGUUAAAAAGGGAAAACAUUGUCCUCAAUAGCCUACUUUCGAUAUGUUAAAAUUUAGUGCUAAAAAGAGAAGAACAAAUCAUGUGGCUCCAGGGAAUAAACUUUAAAGUUUGUAGAGUUUUCUCUGUGGAGCCUUGUGGAUAAUCGAAGCUAUGUGGGGGGAAUGUUUUGUGAUCCAGGAUUGCGUUGGAUUGCGGUCGGUUGUUUUAGAACGCUCCGUGAUCGUAAUCGGUCCAGAAAACUUGCGCUACACUCUUCAGUCAAUCAGAUUCAAACUAAAACCAAUCGCGACUUGGUCAUGCGCAUUUUGUGUAGUUUUCUUGUUCUUACUCUGAUUUCUCAUUGGCUCCUUGUUAUAUAGUCCUUUUUCUAAUUGGUUGUUGCAAUUAUUUCGGUUUUGGCUCUACCACCCUCAUAUGAAAACCGCGUUGUCUUCUCAAUUUUUCCUCCAUAGGUGUUGACGUUGUAUCUAGUGGGGGAGAAAUACCCAUAACAGACCUUGUUGGCUCCGACGGAGAAGUCAGUGUAGUUGAAGCGCGUACCGACUCAGAUGACACCUGGUAUAAGAUAAAAAUGUUUGUACGUCAGCCAUGGUUCAUUGGUACUAUGGGUGCAGUUGCUUGGGUAAUCCUCUUAGUCGUGGUACUGCUGUUGUACAGACAGAGGCGACAUAGGAAGAAGCCAAAAAAAGCCCUGACCUCAAACGGUAGGUUUUUCUUGCCUCUUCACGGUAACAUCUUUUAUUUUUGCACUUUCCAUGUACAACAAAACUAGUCCGAGGAGCAUCGAGAUAUGAUGUCUAUAUUAAUCAAGGGAGGUCGUGGAAUUUGAUAUUUUCACUGUCCAUUUAGUUAAAAUCCCAAACGCCUGCACUGAUCGAACAUUUUCACCCAAAUCUUUCAAGCUAAAUGAGAUUGUGAUUUGACUUUAUUUUUUCUUUUUAGUGUGUUUACCUGCUGACAGCAUGCCAGGGAGUCCAGGGUAAGUCUUGCUUUCUUAGUAUAGGUAAAUGGAAGGUUUGAAUUUUGAUGACCCCUUUUCCACGGAACGAUGCAAUACACGUAUUGAUUCAGCUACGUUACUCACUCUUGGUGCAAUUUCAAAGGUUUAGGCCAAAUUUUUUAGCGGGUCACUAGCAAUUCAUUUGAAUCUUGUUCAUUCUUGAUCAUCUGUAGUUCAUUGCUCCCUUGUCACACCAAACCAAUAUCUAGUAGAUUUCUUCAAACUGAGAGCGGUUUUGUAAGGCGUAAGAUAGAAAACAUUGUAAAACAAAUCACGGUAGCGAGCGAGUUUUCUUGACCUAUCACGGUUCGAAGUAAAGCAUAACUAGGGCAAUCCUGGAAAUUGCCCAAUUAUUGAUGUAUAAUUGUAUUUUUGUCUUUUCGCAAAAGUACCCGUGCUUCAAAGUUCUUGUGGAUGGAAGAGCGAAAUUCAGACCCAACUCACCAACUCACCAAUAACAGAUCUAGCGACAGCUCAACUUCCGAUUGUACACGUCAAAUGGCAAAUUGCUGCCGAGGGAGAGGAGGCUCGUCUAGUAACAGUCCUGACUUCUCCAAUAAAAUUUCUUUGAACCAGUUGUCAGGUAGGAGAAUUGUUCUUCUUGAAGUAAUCUGUUAAAGAAAAAAAGUGAGAAAAAGGAAAUGUUAGUUUUUAAAGAAAGAUUGUAUAUUAUAGGACAAGUUUGAUGAAAGCAUUAAGCUUGGGUUAACAACAAAAGACUCUAAAUAGUGACAACUUUAUCUUUGCAAGAAGUACGAAGUCGUUUUGAGUUAAUCAGAACGCACGACGAAAGCACGUGACGCAUUCGUGACAAAUGCGGGAAAACGCUGCGGGAAUCAAUUCGUGAGAAGCUCUUGGCUUUAAUCUCCUUGACUUGAAACUCACUUUUGUUUCCGAUUGGCUAGCAUGAUACGAAACUCAUAGGAUCGUGGAAGUCUGUGUUUCCAUUUGCUUUUGCACACGAGAAAUAGGUAUCACGUAAUGUCUGUCUUCUUGCCUUAAUGUUUGAGUUUUUUAAAAAUUAUUAUUAUUUGAUCACCUCUAUUAGGCAGCGGAAAUCGGUUGGAUACGAACCACUACAGCCCGGCUGAUGUACAGCAAGGCAAAAGUAACAACAUACCAAACUCAAAAUAUCACUAUCAAGAGCAUUUGAACAAGAGCAACAAGUUCUUGGAUUCACCGCCAAAUCGUGAGUACAUCUUACUUUAGUUUUUCGAAGUACCACAACCCAAGCAUAAUGGCCAAUUAGAACAGAGAUCAGUCAUUAUUAGCCAAUUAGAACCAAGAACCAAGAAGAAAAGACAAACUGCCAAAAGGGCGGGAAAACGCGGGAAUGAGGUAAAGCGAAAACAGUGGAGUUUCAGAUUACUUUUGACACUUAAUUGACUACUAAAAUUUUUGAGACUUGGAAAAUUUCAUGAUAUCGGAAACGAGCUCUAUUAUGCUCUUUUUAUCGAGUCAAGGCCGCACACAGGGUGUAGUAAGACUGUAACUCAAGACGUUUUACAUUUCUCCUACAGGGUAUGCCACACCCAAUGGAUCUCGGAGUCCCUCAGAAAGCACUCUCCCGAAGAGCGGGACCAAAGAAAGAAUCCGGUACCUGGACUUCCCUGAGAGUGGCACGAACAGGAGCAAAUCCAGCACGAGUUCAAGGAAAAGAGACCCGAACCAGGCACCUAGUGACUCCAGCGACACGGAGAAGACCAAACCCAAGCUUAAGAUUCAGUCUUUUGAGAUGGCUGGAAAUAUUCCCACCACUAGUACCUUUCAUUCUGAACCGCCUCCGACUUACGAGGCUGUCUUAAAAGAAACAGAAAUGGAGAUGCAGAAAUUCCCGCUGACCACCGCCGAAAGGGUGGAACAAAUCGAGAGUAAAAACGAGGAAGAACAAGACUCCUCUGCGAAACCCGAUGCUUCUGAUGCUCGAAAAUCCCCAACUUUGGAGAGACCGGCCAGUCCGAGUAGCGAACGAAGCUGUAAAACUUCAACCAGUUGCGGCUCGCUUCAAAGAAAAAGGAAGGCUCUCAAACCACCUCCGCGUCUAGCUAUCUUCAACUGGGCGGAUAUGCUGCCCCCACCCCCUUCAGAGCCACCACCGAGCAGCUUAGGAUCCCCACCCCCCUCCCCACCGUUCAGCGAACGAAGUGCCAUGACAGGCAUGACAGGAAGGACUGGUAUGAGCGGUAUGAGUGCUAUGAGUGGAAUGACAGGUAUGAGCGGAAUGACUGGAAUGAGUGGCCAGACAGGAUUGAGUGGUAUGACAGGAUUAACAGGAAAAACCGGAAUGAGCGGGAUGAGUGGUGUCACUGGGAAGAGUGGACUGACGGAACCUCACGGCCAUUCGGGGAGGCGGGCACAGAGAAAGGCUGGAGCCGCUUCUCAUGACGGUGAAAACGACCGCGAGUCUGUGACGGGAAAAUCUGAGAAGUCCAAGAAAUCCCGAUCGAAGCCGAAGCCUAUUCCGAUCGACCUCGAGGGCAUUACGAGUGACAUCAUCAUGCAAUGGGCCGAGUCUGUGACGAACACUAGCGGUUCCGAUGAGGAAUCGUCGGCCUCAAGCCCAAGCCGAAUAAGUGGCAUUAGCAGUGAUGGGUCUUUCUUUACUGACGCGGACUUUGCUAAUGCUGUUCGUGUUGCCGCUGAAUGUGGUGGGUUUAACACGGAUGCUUAUGGACUCAUGGACUCACUCGGCAUACCUCCCCCUUAUGCUGCGGGCUGGAAACGCAGCAAUUCAUUUUCUAAUGAUAACGAAGCUAGCCUUGGAACCGCGGCUGCGUAUGGCCCGCGUCCCCUUAGAAAAAGAUGGGAAACUGGUAGCGAAGGUGACUUAGAGUAUAAUCCACCACCUAAUCGAGUACGUCCCAGGCAAAGACGAGACAACGAAAAGGGUCCCAAUGAGAAGGGACUUAACGAUACAGGACCGGUGCGCAUCCAGAGAGUGCCCCCUGGUGAGCUUAUCAGACAACUUCCCGGUAUGCGAGCCCCUGUACCUAUAGUACCCUCACAGCCGAGGAGACCACUUCAUAGGGUUGCUCGGCCAGGGGGGCCGCCCCUGCAGACGAACCCGGCCAUGCUGGUGCAGCCCUUGAAGAAGACAAUGACACUUGGCGUGGUUGACCCUCGGGAACCGCUUAAGAAAAAGUACGCCAUUGUGAAGAAGAUACCUCAAAGUCAGGAAAACGAGAGAGGAACUGGGUAUCAGAGUUGUAGCAUGAGUUCAAGCAAAUCAAGUACAAGUACGGCCAGUACUGUGAAGAGCAGUUCCUGUGCUCCAACCGUACAUGAUGACUCUGACCUGGAAGGGGUAAGCUGACGAUUAUUUUGACUAAUAUCUGAAUUCUAUGCAUGGUGUCCUCACAUUUUAAAGGUAAAGGUGACGAUAGGAAUUAAAAUUUCAAGGUUGGCAGCAUAGCCGCCUGUCUUUGCUAGUGAACUUUGGUUCAGAUAAUAUGCGAAGCUGUUGUAUUCGCAUGCUUUCCCUAAUUAAAUGUCAAUUAUUUUUUUUUCCCUUUCGUCCAAAAUUCGUUUGCCAGGAGUGCCUUUUAGUAGGAAUAUUUUCUUUUAUUGAUCGAUUAUUUCCUUUUCCUUUUCCAGUCGGUGGCAUAACUAUAAAGCAAGAUAGCUAUAUGGCAAUGGAUAGAAGAAUUGGAGCUUUGUGACUGCUUUUCUUUUCCAAAUACAUAAAAAUUAGAAGCGUUACUCCUAUGUUUUAAUGCGAAGCGUUCACAAACAGUAUUUGGUAACUAUUAGUUCGGGUUAAAACAGUUGCGUAUGUUUUUUGUUCAAGACAUGGAGUUACCAGAGUUGCUUGUCCUCAAAGUAACACUGGAAAAUUUUAUAACUUAAAAUUUUGUACUCAAAUAUAGCGUUUUUGUGGCAUUAUACAGCGGUAAACUGAUUGUUUUGCUUCCUACAUUUUCAAGCUACAGUAUUAUGAAAUGGGAUCUUUAUAUAGAUUUGUGUAGAUAAAUGUACAGAUCGACUGGAGAACAUUUGUCCCGGGAAUUUGAAAGGAGAAUUCCUUUUUACUUCUCUCCUAAUAGUCAAAAUUUUAUUUUACAGUGAGUCAAUAUAUUAUUGGCUGGAAUUGACGUUUGGAGAUCAGAUGGUGCUCAUGAACACGCUUUAUUGUAAUACACAACUCUAAAUUUAUUUCUUUUCGUUGGUACUCCAUGCGAGACGCUAAAAGAGAUAAAAAGCAUUUAUUUUUCAUGAUAUAAAAUUAUAGGCAGAUUUGUAAAGGAAAAAUGUGAUUUGUUUUUUUUUUUUAUGAUUGAAUUUUAUACAUUGACAAUGAAAGUGGAGAUGCGCCAGGUCUCACUCGCGUGGUCAUAGAUAUCCCAAAAAUAUGUACGAUCCGAUUUUUAAUUUUGGCAGAAUUUAAAAGAAUAAUAUUUGAAUUGUUUUGUAUAAGAGAAAUUGAUGUUUACUUUAGAAAAUUCCAAAUAACGUUUUCCAAAGAAUGUACUCAUAUUCAAAAACAGCAGACAGUAAAAUAUAAUAACGUUAUUUUAUUUAAGAGCUUUAAAGCCUUCGUUUAGUUAGCAUAUCUGUUCCUGGUAAGUAUUUUUAAUGAAUCAUUUGGAUUUUGGCAUAAGCGACAUUGUAUGAACAACAAUGCAGUAAACAAUAAAUUGCUAAUUACCUUG